Molecule: messenger RNA, 3605 nt
Organism: Plectropomus leopardus (leopard coralgrouper)
Lineage: Eukaryota; Metazoa; Chordata; Actinopteri; Perciformes; Serranidae
Source: RefSeq, a predicted model, not a curated record
UAUUAGAGGAUACAAACAGAAGGUUAGCCAGGUUGACAGCAAGUAAUCUCAAGGCAAAGAAAGGGAUUCGCUGCACCGUCGUCGCGGAUCGAUACUGUUUGUGUUAUGAGAAGAGGACACUGGCUGUGUUAGGACUGUGAUUGAACAGCAUGGCUGCAGCUCCUCCGCUCAGACGGUCAGAUUCAGCUCGGGGGGAGUUUUCCCCUCUGAAGCACUUUGUUGUAGCCAAGAAGAAGAUAAGUGAUGUGUUUGAACAACUCCUCAACUACGUGAAAGAGACCUCAGAGUUUGUAGAGGAAACCUGUGGAAAUAAAGCUUUGGAGAACAUUGCCAGUCAGGACCAGAAGUUGGAGAUUCAGGCGUAUGCUGACAAACUUGCUGUCAUUAAGGAGGUGCUGGCACGUAGACACAUGAAAGUGGCCUUUUUUGGCAGGACCAGUAAUGGUAAAAGCACAGUAGUCAACGCCAUGCUGAGGGACCGCGUCCUGCCCAGCGGGAUUGGCCACACCACGAAUUGCUUCCUGAGUGUGGAGGGUACUGACGAGGACAAGGCCUACCUCAAGACAGAGGGCUCGGAUGAGGAGAAAAGCAUCAAGACUGUAAACCAGCUGGCUCAUGCACUCCACAUGGAUGAGAGUCUGGACGCCGGCUGUCUCGUCCGUGUAUUUUGGCCAAAGACCAAGUGUGCUCUGCUUCGAGACGACCUGGUGCUUGUAGACAGCCCAGGGACAGAUGUGACAUCACAACUGGACAGCUGGAUUGACAAAUUUUGCCUGGAUGCUGAUGUUUUUGUGCUGGUGGCCAACUCUGAAUCCACACUUAUGAACACGGAAAAGCACUUUUUCCACAAAGUCAAUGAACGUCUGUCAAAGCCCAACAUCUUCAUCCUCAACAACCGCUGGGACGCCUCAGCAAACGAACCUGAGUACAUGGAGGAUGUGCGGAAGCAGCACACAGACCGUUGUGUGAACUUCCUGGUAGAGGAGCUGAAGGUCGUGGACCGUGAUCAGGCACCCAACCACAUUUUCUUUGUCUCCGCCAAAGAGGUGCUCAACUCCCGAAUGCAACGAGCACAGGGCAUGCCUGAAACAGGUGGAGCCCUGGCUGAAGGCUUCCAGGAGAGACUGAAGGAGUUCCAGUGCUUUGAGAGGAGGUUUGAGGAGUGUAUCUCGCAGUCAGCAGUGAAAACAAAGUUUGAGCAGCACACUAUCAGGGCCAAGCAGAUCACAGAGAAAGUCAAGAGCAUCAUGGACGCCAUCAACAUCGAGGCAGCGGAGAAGAGAGUGGCGGCACUGGAGGACAGAGAGUAUCAGAUGGACCGCCUGGAUUUUGUAAAGAAUCAACUCAACUUGCUGAUUGAUGACAUCAAGAAGAAGAUCAAGGCCAUCAGUGAGGAUGUGGAGUCAAAGGUAUCCACUGCGAUGGGAGAGGAGAUUUGCCGUCUCCACGUCAUCGUUGAUGAGUUCCACAGUGACUUCCACCCGUCGCCACACGUCCUCAAGAUAUACAAGUCUGAGCUGCUUACUCAUGUGGAGGACGGGAUGGGCAAGAACCUGGCCUUCCGGUGCAGUGAUGCCAUCAACGUUUCUGUCCAGUCCUCUCAGAGAUACAUGAUGGAGAGCAUGCUCCCUCUGCUUCCGUCCACGGCCCAGAGCCAAGUCCACAUGCUGUUGCCCAGCAGGAAGUUUGACCUGAGUUACGACCUAAACUGCGCCACACUUUGCAACGACUUCCAGGAGAACAUUGAGUUUCAGUUUUCAUUGGGCUGGACAGCGUUAGUCCACCGCUUUCUGGGAUCUGUCAACGCACAGAGAGCACUCAAACUGGUGGACCAGAACUUCCAGGCCUCUCGACCAGUGCUGCCCUUGGCCCAUACCCCCUCCUCGGGACCACCCUCUACGAUAGCCCCACCCAACAAUGAGACAGCCCUCAUGACCCAGGAGGACUUGAUGGUAGCCAUGGCAACCAAUGUGGCAUCCCUCACAUCCCGCACGUCAAUGAGCGUCAUCAUUGUUGGAGGAGUGGUGUGGAGGACAGUUGGCUGGAGGCUGAUCGCCCUAUCAGCCUCCAUGUACGGCAUGCUGUACCUGUACGAGAGACUCACCUGGACCACAAAGGCAAAGGAGCGUGCUCUAAAGCGCCAGUUUGUGGACUACGCAACCGAGAAGCUGCAGCUCAUUGUCAGCUUUACUAGUGCAAACUGCAGCCACCAGGUCCAGCAGGAGAUGGCGGCAACCUUUGCUCGGCUCUGUCAGCAGGUGGACCAGACGCAGAAAGAGCUGGAGGCUGAAAUCCGCCAACUGACAGCCAAGAUAGAUCAGCUGGAAACCGUCCAGAGCCACUCCAAGAGCCUGCGAGACCAUUUUAUUGCCCUUUGGCCUAUUAAGAAUCUAUACCUUCCCAGCAUUUUUAUGCCACUGGUCGUGAAGCAAUACAACAUAAAGCGACGGCGCUGGAGAGACAGUUGGAGGCGUUCACAAACCAGUACCUGCAGCCGCAGCAGUGAGCUGCUCCUCUUCAUCGCUCCACAGUUUGGUUCUUGUUGAGCCAAUCAUUCCUCAGCCAGGCGCUGCCUCACGGUGCCCAACUACACCGCAGUUUCUGUGCGGACAGUAGUGCUGGAAAGAUAAACCAACUUCAUUAGUUGGUCCAUCAACUGAAAAGAAAACUAUAGAUAUUUUGAUAAUCAAAGAAAGGUUAGACAUUUAUCAGGCAAGAAUACCAAACUUCUGCUGCUGCUCAAGUGUGAAGAUUUGGUUCUUGUGUCGUUUGUAAAAAUGUUUCUUUUUUUUGUUGUUGGUUUUGUGUCACACCAAACAGUCAAUCUGAAGACAUUUUUUGGUAACUUGUUCUUUUUUGACAUUUUGUAGACUAAUCGAUUAAUCAAAAGAAAAAAUAUUAAUUGAUACCGAAAAUUAUCUGUAGUGUCACCCUUAGAGAAACGUAAAGGCCCAGAAACACGACAGUAUUUUCCCCUCCUCCUCUCCCCCUCAGCCAGCCAGGUGUUUCAGGUGCUUGAGAAACUGCAGUGAACAAACUGUAAAACAAAACUGCCUGUAAGACAAACACGUGGACUCAUGAUGCGUGAGGACGCUUCGAUAGAAUCUCGGUCGGCGUGCAGGCUACCGGUCGGGUGCUACAUUUUGACACUAACGUGCUUCUAACUGUGAAUAUGCCUUUUUUGACAAUUUUUUGAGGAGCAAAUGAAGUUUGAGUGUCUGCAAGAUUGUAUAUGUAUCUGUUUGGACACAUGAUCUGCUGUAUGUUAGCAACAAAAAAUAUAUUUAAUAACAACAGAGGACAGAUUAUUUCGGAAUCAUAGGACGUAGUUUAAGUAAAUUCACAAAGAAAUAAUUUGAGUAGAAAGGGAAAGCAUGUCUUUAACAUACUUUUGGUUCAUGUUCUAUUUUCUAACUAUCCAUACUGUAUAGAUCAAAGGCUUUGGAAAUCCUCAUAUAUUUUAUAAUAUUCUGAUUUAUUUAUACCCAUUAGACUUACAGUAACAUUUACACCAGUCUGCAAUUUGUACAAUUUUUUUUUCUUGGAUGUGUGUUGAAAUACCUCCAGAUUUGCCUGAUUGUAUUAAAUCACUAUUGAAAAACUGA